AUCGAAGUUUAUGGAAGGGUCUAUUUACUCAGCUUGAAUGACGAAUGUCAUAAGGUAGAAUGACGCAUAGCCGAAAGCCGAAUGCAGCAAGCAUAAUACGACGCGACAUCUGGUGUAAUAAUAUGUGACACCCAAAUUAUGCUAACAGGUGGCGCUACAGUUAUAUUCUCGGUAAAGUCCGUAUUGCGGUUCGGAUUCAGUUUACCAAGUUACGUCCCUUUGUUUUAAAAUUUCCAUUUCCACUAUGGAGGAAAUAAGGGAAAACCAUGAGCAGACGGAACUUUCGCAUAUAAAAUCUGCUAUUAGAGACAGAAUCAUCCAGGUCGCUAAUAAUGUUGGCAAUUUCCGGACUGAAAACAUAGAAUAUGAAAUAGACUCAGUAAGGACAUUACUAACUCAGUUGUCCUAUCAUGUAGAUGUAAAUAUGAGUUUUGAUAAAGUUAAUGAAGCCUUUGAUAUCCUUAUGAGUGCUGAAUCAGAAGAGUCUGUCUGUCAGAAGAAACCAAAUUUAUUGUAUACUUCUGCAAAAGGCCGACCUUCUUAUAACAUUCCUGAGGAGACACUUUUAUAUUUUAUUGAAAAAGGAUUUACAUUAAAGCAAAUGUCGGAUAUGCUGUCAGUCAGUACAAGAACAGUCAGCAACAGAAUGGAAGACUAUGGGCUUUCAAUAAGGCAGUCAUACUCUUCCAUAAGUGAUGAAGAACUGGUGGCAGUAGUUCAGCAGAAAGUGACCCAAUUUCCUUCCAUUGGAUACAAGUCAGUUAAAGGACAUUUGAUGUCAGUAGGCAUUCGAAUAACGGAAUCACGCAUUUGCAGAAUAAUGAGAGAAGUUGAUCCACUUGGCGUUAUGCUUCGCAAUGUUCUCUGCAGGACAUACACGAUCAGGAGACGGUCAUACUCAGUGCGAGCACCAAUGGCAUUAUGGCAUGUGGACUCUAACCAUAAAUUGAUAAGAUGGAGAUUCAUCUUUCAUGGUGGCAUUGAUGGCUAUUCAAGACUUCCUGUCUACCUACAAGUAGCUGCUGACAACACUGCUGCUACAGCUUUCACUUCCUUUCAAAUAGGUGUUCAGCAGCAUGGCAUACCAGAACGUGUCAGGACAGAUAAAGGCAUGGAAAACAUCAGAAUAGCUGAAUUUAUGCUUCAGAAUCAUGGUGUUGAGAAAAGAAGCCAUAUUACUGGCAGAAGUGUACAUAAUCAACGAAUUGAGCGGUUCUAGCGGGAACUGUGGCAGGGAUGCACCUGCACCUACUAUGAGCUAUUCCGUACAAUGGAACAGGAUGGAAUUCUUGAUGUAGACAACGAUGUAGACAACGAGGUCAACCUCCUUUCUCUUCACCUUGUCUUUCUGAAGAGGAUUCAAAGUUCAGUGGACCAUUUUGUACAUGCUGUUUCCAAUCGACCACUACGGACAUAACACAAUAAAACACCGAUGCAAAUGUGGAUUAUGGGACAAUUCUUGGACCCAAAGAUUCAGCUUACUGCUGAGGAAUCAGAGGUUUAUGGCAUGGACUUUGGUAUUCCUGAAUCUGUUUGCAAUGAUGAUGAAGAAAGUAUAGUUGUACCACAACUGUUACAAGUGCCGGAAGUGAACUAAAAAUAAUCCUGAGGCUGAGAUAAAUGCAAUACUUGAACAGCCUGUUGACACACCAUUCAAAGUACAAACGUACAUGGAUGUAUGUUCUCUCUUUGAAUCCAUUUGAUUGGUUUUCAUAAAAAUAACAGAUAGCUCACACAAGUUUUGCAAAAACAAAGGGACAACGAAAACAAGUACUCUUAAGUUGGAAGUUUGAAGUCUUGCAUUCUUGGUAUACAUAAAUGAAUAAGAUAUCACUACAGUACAAAUUCAUGUGGGCAGUAUAGUGAUGAUUGAUUGUAUGAUAUUGCGAUAUUGCAUGCACUAUGAGUUGUCCAGCUUUUGUUUUAUUUUUACUGUUUAACAGGCCAGUGGUCUUCAUAUUUCAUAUACAAUAUUUUUCUAUGGUAACAUUGAUUACUUUUAGUCAAUGUAAACAAUAAGAGCUGUAAAUUGGACCGAUUGUUUGGCAUGUUGUGCAAUGAAUGGAAAUAAUUAACAAUAUUUGAAUGGUGUUUUGAAUGCAAGUCUCACUAACCUCUCAUUGUCAUUUGUGUUUAAUUUAAAUUUCAAACAAAGCAGAAAAAACUUGCGAUUGGAUUGUCAAAUGUUAUGUUUUCCUCACAUUUAAAAUUGACCAAGUUAAAUAACUUUUGUCUGACUUUAUCCAACUUAUCUAGGCACUUUCCACUUUAGACUUGGGUAAGGCCAGGGUGUCAGCUGAAUAGUUAAGCAUAAUAGCCAGGUCCUAACUUUUUAUGUUAACCAUUUUGCACAACAACAUCACAGCUGUGACAAUUAAAUUGGAAUAGCCUUUUUUAUAUAAAAGUACAGCAUAACACAAAGAAACACUUUACAUGGUUUAAGAUUUAUUACAAACAUGAUGAGUUUUUAAAUAUCAUAUAUGUUAAGUUGUGCCUUGUCAAAAGCCACGUAUAUCAGAUCAAGCAGUAUCAUCUUGGUGAUUACAAACAACAAGAUAUGCUUAAAUACAGCCACAUCUGUGGCGAAAGUGAAACUGUUUCAUUAGAUAAUGGAUACAAAUGUUUAUCACUUGAAUUAUGUGCCUUGUCAGUGAAGGAGGGCUAUAUGCAAUGUUUUGUAUGUAGUUAUAAAAACAAUAAGUACA
Molecule: messenger RNA, 2705 nt
Organism: Mya arenaria
Lineage: Eukaryota; Metazoa; Mollusca; Bivalvia; Myida; Myidae
Exons: 6
Coding region: 245-1219 (324 amino acids)
Biological process (GO): DNA integration
Molecular function (GO): nucleic acid binding
Source: RefSeq, a predicted model, not a curated record